AUCUUGAACCUUUUUUUGUUUGCAGGGAGCUCGCAGAACUUCACAAAACUCACGCCAGCAGGGCCAGUGAGGCGGAAGAGGCGGCGCUGAGUCGGGAGAUGAAGGCCAAGGAGCUGCAAAGCUUGGCCCUGGAGAAGGCCCAGGAGGAGGCCCGCAUGCAGCAGGAGCUUCUGGCCAACCAGGUGGGUGACCUGAGAUUGGCGCUUCAGAGGGCGGAGCAACAGCAGGCGAGGAAAGAAGAUUAUUUGAGGGAGGAGAUCAGCGAAUUGCAACAGAGGCUCCAGGAGGCGGAGUCGAGGAACCAGGAGCUCAGCGAAAGCGUGACUUCAGCAACGAGGCCCCUGUUGCGUCAAAUUGAGAACCUGCAGGCCUCGCUGGGUGGACAAACGGCAUCCUGGGAAAAACUGGAACAGAGCAUCUCCGAUCGGCUUGUCGAAGCCCAGGCGCAACUCGCCGCCGCAGUCGAGAAGGAACGCGCGGCCACAGAAGACUUGCUCUCCGUUAAGUGCCAGUUGGCCUCGCUCGAGUCCCAGAAUUCGCUUCUUCGCCAGGAGAAGGUUCGGCUCCUGGCACUCGCGGAGGCUGAGAAGAGCAGAAGAGAGAGAUUGGAAGAUGAAAGCAGCAGGUAGUCAAGUGCCCGUUAAAAACGUUCAAACCUACGAGGUUGACCGUCAAUUCAUCCACUC
Messenger RNA from Hippocampus comes (tiger tail seahorse), 686 nucleotides. RefSeq names its product TATA element modulatory factor-like. The record is from RefSeq and is a predicted model, not a curated record. The transcript has 4 exons. NCBI's taxonomy places the organism in Eukaryota, Metazoa, Chordata, Actinopteri, Syngnathiformes, Syngnathidae. Gene Ontology annotation, cellular component: Golgi apparatus; endoplasmic reticulum. The coding region runs from base 99 to 629 and encodes 176 amino acids.